Paramecium octaurelia is the source of this 2618-nucleotide messenger RNA. The record is from the annotation of a GenBank genome assembly. Lineage: Eukaryota; Ciliophora; Oligohymenophorea; Peniculida; Parameciidae.
AUGAAUUAAAAUUAGGAGAAAAAAAACGAAAAGAAAGCUCCCUUUAUAAUUACAGCACCAAAACAGUAAUGUUCAUAACAAAAAUAGAGUGAUCUCUUCUGCUUAUCUACACAUUAGUGAUUUUGAAGAAAAACCUAGAUUCAUCGUAGAUGAGAAUGGUAAUAAAGUAUUUUAAAAACUGAAUCCUCCUCCUGAAAAAUCUAAUGUGAAAGCAGGAAAUACAGAACUUUUAAUAAGAAAGAUUCCCUAUGAGGAUGAUCCAUAUGAAAGAAAGGAGUGCAUUGCCAGAUAUGAACAAUUGUAAAAUAAAGUUAAAAUACCAUGUCCUUUUAAGUGUCCAAGGAAUCAUAAAAUCAAGGAGAAGGAAGUUCUUAAGGAGAAAACUGAUGAAUAUGGCAGAAAAGUUAUUAAAAGAAGUUUAUCAAGAUUACUGAGUGCAACGAAAAGCAAAGAAUAAACUGAGAAGCUUAAUAAAUUAAUGGUAAAAGCUGACACAUUGUUUAGGUCAAGAAAAAUUGUAAACACUGAUAAAUAAUCAUUAAAUGUUUAUGGCUUCGAUAAAGGUGUGUUUGUAAAUGUUGAUAAAUGGAAAAAUGUGUUAAAUACUUUGGAGAAAAAAGAAGAGGAAGAAUUGUAGAAAUCAAAAUUAUCGUUUCAAAAAUAGAGGAAAGAGUUGAAACAAUAGCAUAUUUUAGAAUCUACUUUAAAGAAAAAAGAGAAAGAAGUAAAAGAGUAAAAAGACAAAGAAAUCAAAGAAUAAAGAGAAUUGAAAAAUAAAUCAAUCAAAGAGUAGAAGAUUUAAAAAGAAUUAAAAUAUAAAGAAUUGCAUGAAUAAAAAGAUUAAAAAUUUAGAAAUUAUGAAUAAUUGUAAAAUACAUCUAAAAUAUCAGAAGAUCCAAGAAUAGAUUUAACUCCAAAAAAUAAAUCAAUCCUUUCACAUCAUUAAGAAAGUACAAAAAUGUUUAAACCUACUACUCCAUCCUCAUUUUAAAGAAAAUAUAAUUAAUAAGAUCUUAAAAAUUAAUCUUUUCAUUCCAUGUCGGGUUCAUAAGAGAUCAAUAAGUAAACCACUUUGGACAAAUCUAAUUAGGUUUAACAUUAGGUGAUUUCAAAAUAAAAAUCAACUGUCUAAACACCAAAAAGCGACUCUUCUAUACUAAAACAAGUAUAAUAAAUUGAAGUGAAAAGUGUAAAAUCUAAUUAGUAGAGUUAAAAAACGGAUAAAGUCAAAAUGAAAAAUAGUAUAAUAAAUUAAACGUAAUAAAAUUAAUCUUAGAAAUCGUAUAGUUAGAGACUAAAAUCAGAAGAAGAGAGAAAAUCAAAUUAUUAUUCAGAAGAAAGAAAAAUAUAAGAUAAAGAUGAAAGAAGUAGAUAUUCAGAAGAAAGGAAAUCAGAUAGAUAAAAGUCUAAAGCCAAAAAUUAGGAGACAAAUCAAAGAAUCAUAAUGAAACCCUAAAAUUUCAAAAGAGCUGGUAGUUUUAAAAAUCCAAAUAUCCCAAAAUAAGAAAAUUAAUAACAACCAAAAUUAAGAGCUUCAUCAUCAGGAAAAAGAGUUUAAGAAGAAAAGCCACUAAAUCUGAAUAAAAUAACACUCCCUAAAAAAUUGGUUGCAUCAAAUGAUAAAUUAGAUAAAGGUGAUUUAUUUAAAGUAAUGGAAUCUGAAAAGAAAUAUCUACAGGAAUAAUAGAUAAAUGAGGUUAAUAAAAAUCAAUCAAGUUUAAAUAAUUUCACAGAAUAGCAUUCUGAUAAAAUGAAUCAUCACGCAGUGAAUAAUGAUGAUAAACUAAAUGAGGAUUCGCAAAUUGGCAAGGAAAUUAGUUAGGAUCUUCUUAUCAAUAAAAUAGUUAUUUUAUCUGAGAAUUCUCAUAGCAAUCAAAUAGAUACACUUAAAGAGGAUCUAAAUAUUAUAUAAAAUAAUAACCCAAAUGAAAAUUUAUCUAUUCAUAUAGAUGUUAAAAAGGAUCGACAGAUUAUGGAUGAUAAAAUAGUUGAGAAUCCACAAAUUAUUAAGGAGGAUCAAAAAAGUUAAGAUCUUUCUAAUAACAAGCUAGAUCGAAUAGAUGAAGAUUCUAAUAGCAAUAAAAAUGAUAAACCACUUUAAGACCAAGUCAUAAUGUAAAUUGAUAAACAAAAUGAAAGUAAACUUAGCAAUAAUGAUAAUGCAAUAAAUGAUGAGGUAAUUGGUUCAAAAGACAUUGAUCAAAAUAUGGAAUUUAUUGAAUAGCCUGUCAAUCAAGGUCUAUUGAAUAUAAAUGUAAUAGUAAUAUUAAAUAAAGGAUCCUCACAAGAAUGAAAAGGAGAAAGAACAAAAUAUGGUUGGAUCUGGAAAAUAAAUCAGUAUAAUGUAAAACUCAACGCCAAUGUAGUUGUAAUAUUAGAAGGGAGUUUCUUAAAUUCAAUCAACAAAUUCAUUGUUAAUAAAAUAAGAAUCCAAUUUUUUGAAGGAUUCUUUAUUGACUGAAAGUCUAGCAGAAUCACAGUUUAAGGAAACUAAGGGAUUAGACAAAUAAUUAUUAAGUUCUUAAUUAAAUGAACAAGACUCAAUAAACUUAUCGGAAUCAUAAGUAACUCUAAAAUCAGCAAUAUAAUAGAGUUAGCUCUGGUAAAAAUUAUAGUGA